CACCGCGGCUUUUAAGGGCAAUUUGGGGCGGCAUUAACGACGUCUGAAAACACGUGAUCGCAGCGACCGUGAGCUUUAAAAAUGUUUGUUCUGGGAGAGUAAAGCAGGAGAGGAAGGGGAUUUGGAGAGCGGGGAGCUCGCUCGGAUCGGCGCUGGCCACUCUGAAGCUCGGGCGAUGAACCGGCGACACCAGCGGUGCACGGCGCAGCUUCGGGUUCGACGCCUUGACACGCCGAUGUGCACCAUUGACCAGGAUGUCUGGCAGGAAGAUCUCGUCCGAAUCGUUCAGCUCCACCAGUUCGGAUUACCCCGAGAGCCCCGAGGACGCCGGCUGUCCCUUUUCGCGGCUGUUGAAUGGGAAGAGCUCGGUUUCGGGGAGCAGAUCGGCAGCCCGGCGGCGCGUUAACCUGGACUGUCUAGGAGCGAGCAUCCGGAAACUUGUCCUUCCCACGCCACAGACAUUACAGUGGGCUCUACAGAGGACCUUGCGUUAUUUUGAACAGCAUGAAAUCAGAGAAUUAGAAAGAGACCUGCGGCCAUCAAACAGAUACCAGGACACAGAUCAUUCUGUCAGUGAGGAGCUGGAAGAUGUCUCAGGAAUACUGCAGUGUUCAGCAAAUGUCCUUGGUUUGAAGUUUGAAGAAUUGCAAGCAAAAUUUGGUGAAGAGCUGUUCUGCAUCUGUUUUGAAGAGAAUGAACGAGUCCUACGGGCAGUCGGCAGCACAUUGCAGGAAUUCUUUGGGGGUUUUGAUGCUUUGCUGGAGCACGCAAGAACAUCUAGAAGUAAACAGGAUGAGUUUGAAUCCCCUUCUUUCCUAUGCAAGGAACUACCCAAUGGUACUUUGAAACUUCAUUACUUUUAUCCACAGAAAAUAGUUGGAUUUGCAAUGCCCGGAUUGAUAAAAGCAGCGGCGCAGAAGAUUUAUCAGAUGGAAGUAGACGUAGAGCAGGUGCACAAUAUUGAUGAGAAACUGACCUCAGCUGGCAUAAACCGGAGCAAUUGCCUCACCUUCAUUAUCAAAGUAUAUAAUGAAGCAACAAAUGUGAACUUGCUUCCACAGGGACUAACGCAUUCCCCGUCCGAUCUAAGGAUAAGCAUCAACACUUUCAGCAGAGCUUUCCCAUUUCAUUUCAUGUUUGACCCAAGUAUGUUGAUCCUUCAGCUUGGAGAAGGGCUCAGGAAACAACUGAAAUAUGACACUCAUACGAUUCUGAGGUUUCAGGACUGCUUCGAGAUAGCUUCCCCAAAGAUUUGCUGUACUUUCCAAUGGAUUCUAUCAAAGCUGGCCACACCAUUUGUCAUUCGUGCCAAGCCAGAAGGUACUGGAUUCGAACAUCACGACAAAGUGAUGGAGAUAAAGGGACAAAUGAUUUAUGUGCCUGAAUCAAACUCUAUCCUGUUCCUGGGCUCACCAUGUGUUGACAAACUAGAGGAGUUAAUGGGACGAGGCUUGCAUCUCUCGGACAUACCCAUCCAUGAUGCUACCCGAGAUGUUAUCUUGCUGGGUGAGCAAGCUAAAGCCCAGGAUGGCCUGAAGAAAUGCAUGGACAAGUUGAAAGCAACUCUUGAAAAUGCACAUCAAGCCUUAGAAGAAGAGAAAAAGAAGACGGUGGACUUGCUGUAUUCGAUUUUCCCAGGUGACAUUGCUCAACAGCUAUGGCAAGCAAAAUCCGUGCAGGCAAGAAAGUUUGACGACGUCACCAUGCUUUUCUCGGACAUUGUUGGCUUCACAGCUAUUUGUGAACAAUGCACCCCGAUGCAAGUGAUCAGUAUGCUGAACGAACUAUACACCAGAUUUGACUACCAAUGUGGAAUCCUGGAUGUGUACAAGGUUGAAACAAUAGGUGAUGCAUAUUGUGUGGCUGGAGGAUUACAUAGAAAAAGCAGCAAUCAUGCUAAACUCAUCGCCCUGAUGGCAUUAAAGAUGAUAGAACUGUCGGAGGAAGUACAGACACCCAAUGGAAAGCCCAUUCAGUUACGGAUUGGGAUUCAUUCUGGCUCAGUACUAGCAGGAGUCGUUGGUGUAAAAAUGCCUCGUUAUUGCUUGUUUGGAAACAACGUGACCCUGGCCAGCAAGUUUGAAUCAGGAAGUCAACCAUGCCGCAUUAAUGUCAGUCCCACAACAUACCAGAUAUUGAAGGGAGAUGAGAACUUCAAGUUUAUUCCACGCUCACAAAGUGACCUUCCAGAAAACUUCCCAAAAGAAAUUCAUGGAAUAUGUCAUUUUCUAGAGGCUAAUGUUUCUCUGAAUGCAUUAACAGUGAUAAGCAUGCCCGCUUGCACAAGGAGAAAAUCAUACAAUAUUGGGACUAUGUUCCUUCGUGAGACCAGUUUAUGAGAUUAAGUGCAUUACAGAGAAUGGAUCUGGAACACGCCUUGCAUACCUAAAAGGACCAAACAGUGGACACAAACAUCCUUAAUAGCAACAUGCCUCAAAGCUGAAUUUGCAGAAAUCAAAUUAAAGAUGAUAGAUGUACAACACAUUGACUGAAGGUGUGUCUUAAUUUCUGAUAAGGUGGGGCAGAGAAGGCAAAGUUAGUAGCAUUCAGUUUUAAGUAAUUUUGUAUGCCAAAACUGCUUUCAGUUAUUUGGACAAUUCGCACACAUUUUUUAACCAUUCAAAAUGUAUCUAUUCAUAAUUCCUACAUUAGAAACAAAUAUAUGCAAGUGUAACAUUGCCUUUGGUUCAAACUGAGAGUUCUGACUGAUUUUACACUGUAGUUCAUGGGAUACGGAUUUUACAGUGUAAAUUAUCAGAAUGGGGGGCAAAGGUGAGUUAGUUGUAUCGCGGACAAUACGUAUUAUAGGUAAAGACCUCCAGAUGAUCUUUUUAUUAAAUGUAUACAGCUUGGUGUCCACAGAAUCAUGUCCAGUUGGAAAUUGAGAAUAUGCCAUUAAAACUGUUAAUAAUCAAAUAUACUGUUUAAUAUCUCACUAAGAAAGACACAUUGGCGAUAUGAUAGGCAAAGUGGUUUCCCUCUGCAAUGUAAACUUUUGUGAUUCUGUCCUCUGAGCUUUCUAUUAAUGCAUAAUAUAAAACUAUGUAUAAAUGUACACUGCUAUCAUCUGUAAAAACUAUUUUGCAAUGUCUGCCAAAAAUAAACAUC
Molecule: messenger RNA, 3108 nt
Organism: Amblyraja radiata (thorny skate)
Lineage: Eukaryota; Metazoa; Chordata; Chondrichthyes; Rajiformes; Rajidae
Gene: gucy1a2
Product: guanylate cyclase 1, soluble, alpha 2
Exons: 8
Coding region: 255-2339 (694 amino acids)
Biological process (GO): response to oxygen levels; cGMP biosynthetic process
Cellular component (GO): guanylate cyclase complex, soluble
Molecular function (GO): heme binding; guanylate cyclase activity
Source: RefSeq, a predicted model, not a curated record